CAGCAUCAACAGCAGGAGCAGCGACAGCAAUCGUGAUAGGUGGAUUAGACCACGUAGUUUACAUCCAUGUUUGGCGCUGAUGCUAGUCGAAUAUAUCGGUCCUACGGAAAAGGCCGCGAUAACUGCUUUCGGGUUUCUCUCCGAGUUCGAGGUAGAAGAUAACUCGAGUGAAAAGGAGACGGAGCCCCGAAACGGAAGAAAACAGCAGAUGCUCCCACCGCUCCACGCAGGUCGAGAAGAGUGGGGCUCCCCUCUACGGGGGCCUGUGUGCUGUGUGUGUGUUUGUGCAAGCGGGACACGCAAGUGCGGACAGCCUUGCUGCCGAUGCCGACUUGCUAGGUGUCGUGAACGUGAACAACUGAAUUGGCAUCGCUGCUUAGCGCCGUCGUCCCGCUCCGUGCGCUCCUCAGUCAGUCCACUGCAGUGCUCCGAGACGUUUGGUCGCGUCCUCGUCGGGCUGCACAGUGCGUGACGAAACGAUUCGAAUUCACAGUAACGUAAACAGG
Molecule: messenger RNA, 506 nt
Organism: Monomorium pharaonis (pharaoh ant)
Lineage: Eukaryota; Metazoa; Arthropoda; Insecta; Hymenoptera; Formicidae
Exons: 2
Coding region: 80-472 (130 amino acids)
Source: RefSeq, a predicted model, not a curated record